Messenger RNA from Notolabrus celidotus (New Zealand spotty), 3043 nucleotides. Its product is annotated as interleukin-13 receptor subunit alpha-1-like. The transcript is spliced from 10 exons. The record is from RefSeq and is a predicted model, not a curated record. The coding region runs from base 469 to 1662 and encodes 397 amino acids. NCBI's taxonomy places the organism in Eukaryota, Metazoa, Chordata, Actinopteri, Labriformes, Labridae.
GUGGUUUAGAAUAUUGCACUUAUGUUCACACGCAUGCGUGGUCACUGGAUUGUCUUCAAUUACAGAUUCAGCUGCUUUUGACUUUAAACCUUGAACACCAUGUGUGUACGGUUUGGUUACUUCUGAGGGUCACAGUAGGAGUAAGUGAGUGUUGUUUAGUUUCCUCACUGAGUCCCUUUCUUUACCUUGAUGUCACAGUUUUCCUCCCACUCUCACAGCGGCUCCGCCCCGCUGUUCCCGGUAGUCUCGUCGGACACCGAGCUCUCCCACUCUGUCAAGGUGCGUCUGUUUGGUGUCUGAGUCCUUUCACUGCAGCUUCUUUCACAUGGGUUUCUUUAGGUCUACUUAUCUCACGUGGUCUGUGUUGUGGACGCUGUAACACCCACUGUUAGACUACACCAUCAGAGGAUCUAUGAAGUGAACUCCAGUUGGAUUAAACGCGCUCUCUGGAGAACAGCUCAGUUGGAUAUGGAGUUUAUCGUCCUCUUAACAUGCGCCGUCAUGUCUCUGGUGCUCCACACUAAAGCAGAUUGCCCUCCACCAACCGGGCUGAAGCAUGUGUGGCUCGACCCGUUUACUGUAACGGUGUCCUGGGAAAAGCCCAAUGGUCUGCAGGAUGGCAGUGAGGUCAAGUGCAGAUACUGCUAUAUGGAGAAAGGAAAGCCUGAAAGUCCGACAGGAACGUCUAUAAGAAAUUUCACAGAGGCAUGUCUCUCAGAAGAGACGAAAUCUUAUACUUGGACGUAUGAAGUUUGGACUGACGUCACCCAAUCCUGUAACAGCUCCAAUGACAGCGCACAUGCCGAGAUAACAUUCAAAAACCAAAAACCACGAGCUCACGUGGUGGAGAACUUCAAAUGUGUCAUCCAACGCGAUGAGCUGAACUGUUCCUGGGUUCCUGUAGACCCAUCUCUAAAACUGAAUCUCUCCUACAGGAUCUGUGGACGUUUUGAGGAACGAUUGAACCGUUCAAAGUGCAAUGAGUUCUACAGCAGUGGGACCCGGACCGGUUGUCGAUUGAAAGCUGAUAUCAAGGAGGGGGAACUCUGCAUCUUUGUGGAGACUGAAGCUGGCAUGAGCACCUUCAAAUCUAAACUUGAGGUCCCUCCACCGAAGCUGAGAGUCAUAGAAGAGGGAAACAAACUCACACUGAGCUGGGACCCUCCAGAAAUUGGGGAAGGUUGUGAUUGGAUUACCAAUAUCUGCCACAAACAGUGCAGUAAAGCCGAAGUGUGCCGUAACUACACGAUCACCAGAGAACAACCCAACUCCAUAGAGAUGGCCUACGAUCAAAGCUGCCUUUAUGAGUUCAAAUCCAGAGUCAGGACCAGUCGGCACUGCAGGGAUGUAUCCAGCGAAUUCAGUGAAAUCUUAUCUCACGGUACCAACAAGGCUCCGGAUGGGACUCACACUGUGGUCGCCAUCAUCAUCCCGAUCCUUCUGUCCAUCUGCGUCCUCCUGUCCUGCUAUUGUUUCAGGAGACACAGUGCCAUAAUCUGCCCAAACAUCCCAGAUCCAUCUGGAUUAAUCAAGGACUUCAUGAUGAACGGAAACAAAGAACAGAAGACCACGGGGAGCGUGUACGAGCCGGUACCAGAACCGUUUGAAGUCCCCACAGUCUCCCCAGUGACUGAAACCGGCACACUCCAGCAGAACGUGUGACUCCGAGUGCAGCUGGACCUUCACUGCGGGAGACGUCAUGAGGAAUACUAACUUUGGACACAAGGCGGAUAAACUUUGUUUCACUGACCUCUUCAGGCUGGAAGCUUCAUGACAGGUGCUCAGAGUCUGGCAGGUGUGGUCAGAAGGGCAGUGAUGGAGGACAUAUCAGAUACAAACAGAACUCUGUGGAAAAACUCUGCUACGUAUAAAACUUGAUUCAAGUGGAGCUUAUUUUAAACUAUUUGUAUAUAGUGAGUUACUAAUCGAUUGUUUAUCUGAGAUAUACUUGUAUAUACUGUUGGGUAGCCUAAUUUAUUACUGGGCAUAAAGCUCUUAACAUGUGAAGAAUGCAAAAAAUGUAAAUAUGUUCCAAAGCUGUAAAAUCAUUGCAGGGAAGUGAAAAGUACAAUAUCUGCCUCUUUGAUGUCGUAGACUAAAAGCUGCAUCUUUACCCUGCUAUCAAAGCUCAGCAGAAACAAGGGCUGCUUUUUGACAUUGUGCUGAUAUACGUGCGGCUGCUGGGGUUUCCAGUGACAUGAGUUGCACUGAAUCCCUGGAGCAUAAUUUAAAAGGCUGCCCAGCUACAGAGCCAGAAAUACAGAACAAUCUGCAUGCUCUGAGCUGAUAUCCUCAAGUUUGCUCUGUGUGCUCUCAUGAUGGCAAGUGAGGAAGGAUUGUUUGAUAGAUUUCAAGACCGUAAAUGGCCCUGCAGAACAGCUGUGUUCUUUGGGAUCUGAGAGGGAGUGGGUGCAUCCCCCUGAUAUCUGCUGUAAAACAUCUACAAGACCACGUGGGAGUAAAAAGGAGAAUUGUGACUCGACAUAGUCUUUCAAGGAAAUAAACUCAAGGCAACUGGACAAUAGAGAGGAAGCCGUGACCAAAGAGGCGGAAAGAAUUUACUUCUUUCAUAUGUUGUCCCUUAAGACUGAAGAGGAAGAUGACACAAGAGUUCACCCCCAGAAGCGGGAAUCAGCUUGUUUUGUGUCGUUGGCAUGGAUACAAACACUGUUAGAAAAGGGGUGGAUGUAAUGAGGACAAGUACACAAGCACAGAGUCAUUGCCCUCGCGUUCCUGCUGUGAAUACUCCAGUCCAGUUGAGAGAAAGAGACUUGAAAUGUCUGAUUAUAAGAGGAAGUGUGGACAUGGUGAAACUUUGAAUGUCUAAUCGCGGGACAGAACUUCACAACUUCACUUUUUUCCUUUCAGAUUGUGUAUAAGACAUGGAGCUGGUUUCUGGUUCCAUAUGUGAAGAUAAUCCAGAAGCAGUUUCCACACUUGUUGGCUUUUGUUUGACAGCCAUACAUACCUCUGAACACUGUCAAGUUUUACUGUAUUUACGAUGUACCCAGCAGUUUGGGAUAAACCACUUUCAGCUCUAGAG